GUUAUUACACAAUAUUGCACAAUAGCGGACACUACAGGAUUCCAGGAACCGGUGUCAGAUGCACACGAAGCAGAAAGAACAAACACAUUUCUGAAGUACUUAGACGACCUACUAGUUUCUAGCAACUGAUAUCUUAGAAAGCCGACAUAUAAAGCAAGGAAAUGUUCCUGUACAUUAUAGGUCUCAUAGUCUGCUUCUAUGUCUAUCGGUGGUUCAGAGAACUGGGACGAGUUCCCAAUAAAUCAGAGAAGUUUGUGUACAUCACAGGCUGUGACACCGGGUUUGGGAAUCUCUUGGCCAAACACCUGGACACAAAGGGUUUCUGUGUCAUCGCUGGCUGCUACACAGAGAAGGGAGAAGUUGAGCUGAAGAAGUCCUGCUCUGACAAACUCACAACACUUCAUUUGGAUGUGACUGAUAAUUAUAGCAUAAAAAAAGCUGCAGAAACCAUUAAAACACUGGUGGGAGAGAAGGGUCUGUGGGCUGUGGUCAACAACGCUGGGAUCUCCUUCCCAACUGCUCCCAAUGACUGGCUGGAAAUUGAGGAAUUCAAACAGAUGAUCAAUGUCAAUCUGAUUGGGGUUGUUGCUGUCACUCUGAGCGUGUUACCGCUCAUUAAGAAGGCCAAGGGCAGAGUGGUCAAUGUGGCAAGUGUGCUUGGAAGGAUCAGUACUCUGGGAGGAGCGUACUGCAUUACUAAGUAUGGAGUAGAGGCUUUUAAUGACAGUCUGAGGAGGAACAUGGCACCAUUUGGAGUGAAGGUUUUAUGCAUCGAACCCGGAUUAUUCAAAACAAGCGUUACUGACUCUGCUAUCUUUGAGAGCCAUUUGCAGAGAUUAUGGAAUAAAUUGCCUCAGCAGGUCAAGGAUGAGUACGGCAGUGAUUACAUAGACAGAACAAAGACAGUGGUUAAGGAGAGGUAUGAGAAGAUGCUGGAUUCAGAUUUGAUGAAGGUGGUCAGCUGUAUGGAGCAUGCAGUGGCUGCGGUCCAUCCUCGGACCAGAUAUUCUCCAGGCUGGGAUGCCAAGAUCUUCUGGCUGCCUCUCUCCUACAUGCCCACCUUCAUCUCGGAUGCUGUAGUCUUAAAAGAUGCUGUUAAACCAAAAGUGUCAGUUCUGUAAGGAUAAACAGUCAGUUUUCUCUAUGCUGCAGUUAUGGAUGGAAUAAACCAUUUUUCCACUUUCAGGGGGAUGUAUGGUUAGUAAUGAGCAAAAAUAAAUAUUUUUUUUAUUUGAACAAAAAUGUAAUUUCAACAGGAUCUAUUUUUCAACAGCAUUUAGAUUGUAGAAAUAAAUUGAAUGUAGAUCA
Molecule: messenger RNA, 1308 nt
Organism: Carassius gibelio (silver crucian carp)
Lineage: Eukaryota; Metazoa; Chordata; Actinopteri; Cypriniformes; Cyprinidae
Product: retinol dehydrogenase 7-like
Exons: 5
Coding region: 162-1121 (319 amino acids)
Molecular function (GO): oxidoreductase activity
Source: RefSeq, a predicted model, not a curated record